Messenger RNA from Procambarus clarkii (red swamp crayfish), 4231 nucleotides. Its product is annotated as pituitary homeobox homolog Ptx1. Gene Ontology annotation, biological process: anatomical structure morphogenesis; regulation of transcription by RNA polymerase II. Lineage: Eukaryota; Metazoa; Arthropoda; Malacostraca; Decapoda; Cambaridae. Gene Ontology annotation, molecular function: DNA-binding transcription factor activity, RNA polymerase II-specific; RNA polymerase II cis-regulatory region sequence-specific DNA binding. The record is from RefSeq and is a predicted model, not a curated record. Gene Ontology annotation, cellular component: nucleus.
CCCGCGGUCAUAGCAGAAUACCGAUUGUUCCAAGUAACACCGUGUGCGCUGCCUACCCUGGCAUUAGUUCCGUACCAAAAAAAAACGCGAAAAACUGAGGAGAGAUUGGCAGGUGUUUUGGGCUGGCGAAGUCUGAGGGUUGGCCCGACGUAGCGACGGAGACUCUGUCGGAAGCUCGGCCAAGCCCGCGGACUUGACUGGGGCUUCCGGAGCUUCAGCAGUAAGCCCUUCGUACAACCGGCGACUUGGGCGGGGAUUUUGGAAAGAUUUGGAGUGGCAAGGGUGGACUAGCGGGCGACGGCGGCGACGGGGCGAUCUCUGCGGGCUCCGGACGGGGCGAGGAUUGAGCGGUGGCGGUGAUUCCCCGCGGAUACUGCAGGAUUGGCCAGACUUGCAGCGACUUAUGACCUGAGCCAACCUGAGCCGAAUUUACCGCGGCGGAGACGGUGACUCUGGUGUUCGGGAGGUGGACAGUUGAGUGCGGUCAGGUGCGGCCCAGCGGCAAGGGCCCGUAGCGGCGGUGCCCCUGGCCACGUGGCCCGGGCCGCCCCCUCCACCACACCUGCAGGAGCCAUGGACGGCCUUGCCACCGGCCUCCACGACGGCCUCUCCCUCCACGACCUCCAGCCUCCACCACUCUCCCACGACCCCUCCCACACGCCCACGCUCACCCACGACCCAACCCACGGCGUCCACGACCACUCCCACGCCCACAGCCACGACCCACGGCACCGCCACACCCCCGGCCAGGAUACCCUACACGCCCUGGAUGUGGGCCACGACGCUGUGCACGCCCUCUCUCACGCCCAUACCGCCCACAUCACCCACAGCCACGUGGCCCUCUCCUCCCCGCACCAAACGGGCGUGGCGGCCCUACGUGGCCCUCCUCCUCUACACCCACUCACGCCCACGCCCUCCAGCACAGUCCUCCCACCCACGCCCGUCGACAAGAAGCCGCUAAAUCUAGAUGUCGGCGAGAAGCCGUCCCAGUCCUGCUCCACAGAGUCUGACGACGACAAGAACAAGAAGAAGCGACAACGGCGACAAAGAACCCACUUCACCUCCCAGCAGCUGCAGGAGCUGGAGGCCACCUUCGCCAGGAACAGAUACCCGGACCUCAGCACCCGUGAGGAGAUCUCCCUCUGGCUCAACCUCAAGGAAGCACAAGUCAGGAUCUGGUUCAAGAAUCGGCGGGCAAAGUGGCGUAAGCGGGAACGUCACGUGAUGUCGGCGGCCAUGCCUGGAGAUUUGAAAUGCGGCUGGGGGGCUCAGCUCAACGGUUUCGCCUGGCCCGACGAUGGUCUCUACUCCGGCUACUCCUCUUACAACAACUGGGCUCGGGUCACGCCGCCGCCUCUCAGCACCAAGAGCUUCACAUGGGGCUUCAACGGCGUCAAUAUGAUGGGGCAACAGACGGCAACGAUGUCCCCGAUCAACUGCUUCCAGACACCGACGCAAGGUAUGAGUGGGUCGGCCUCAGCUGCUGGCAUCAUGCCCACCAGCAUGUCCUCCUCCCUGGGGUCUAGCGGCGCCCCCUGCCCCUACCCAGCCCCAACACCCCCUUACGUCUACCGCGACCAGACUUCAUCCAUGUCCUCCUCCAUCGCCUCGCUCCGCCUCAAGGCCAAGUCCCACUCGCCGGCCUUCACCUAUGCCCCGAUGUCUCCACGUCAGAACUCCCUCUCCGCCUGCCAGUACUCCAUGAGUGAUCGGUCCACCGUUUAAACAGAAAAUGAACGCCGCUGUCGACACCGUUUACUGAAGCUACAACCCGAUUCUUCUGUAAAUAAAACAGUCCGGCUUUCGUUGACGGACUGUUUCGUUGAGUCGGACAAUGUUACAGCGAUACUGGUCCGUCAUAAAUAUAACCGGAAUACACUACCACAUCCGGACAUCUCCGUGGCAUCCUGACGACUUUGCUUUAAUCGUACCCUCCAGUCGUUUCCGGUCUGCACGCUAAACAGACCCGGACGACACUCGCAUCCAAAUUCCUCCUGGCAACAGAGCAACUGUCGGGAGGACAUAAAAAAGGUUCCGGCACUUGGUGUAUUCUAAAUAUCAAAUAGAAGUUCCCUACAGGACAUGAAGAAGACCCAGGCACGGAGUGUGUUCUAAACAUCCAGCAAGUGUCCUACAAGUCACCAUAAGCCCCAGCAGGCAGCAGGUCGUCGCUUGUGUUACUGAACUGCCCAACAGCCAGUCAUCUCCUCGACCUUUUGACGAAGGUCUCAUAAACCUUACGGUCUCUUACGGAGCCUACAACAGGCAACCACGUAACAGAGCCGACAUCUGUUGACUGCAGUGCUUUGUAAGCAAUAUUUCCACCUCUGGAAAAUCCAUGGAGUUCCGUCAUUACGAUGUUGAUAUCGUAUAGUGACAAAAACAUUUUCCAUUUAUAUACAUAGAUACAAUUAACACCAGAGAUAGAAAUGAUGUGCUAAACGCAGAUAAAAGGGACGAACUUUUCCCAAAGGAAAAUUGAAAUAAUGAAAACGAUGCAGUUGUUGCACUGUGAGAUUUCCAUUAAGGUGUUGGGUAGCAUUCUUGUGCCGUACAAAGCAGAAAUAUAAAGAAGGUCCAAAUGAAAGAACUCUUGACACAAAACUCCAGGUUGGACUGUAGCUCCGGCUUUCGGCGAGAACGUAAAGUACUGAGCAUUAAAUGCAUUAAAUAUAUGUGUAUUAUCCGAAUUAUGUCUUUGAAGCCAGUGCUUCCCAGCAGAAUGAAAGGCUAAAUGUGUGAAUGUCUUGAAAGAUAUUCUGUUUAUAGAAGACUUUGUGGUAAUCUUCCACAGCCGCAAGAUUAUCUGUUGGGGGGGGGUCAAAUGCCAGUUGCAAUCUGGAACGAUUGAAUGCCUUACAGUGACUCUUGGCAACAUUCUAGCGUAGUGGAAUACCUUAGCGAUUUCAGGAGAUAGUCUGGAGAAGUGUAUUGUCUUACAGUGGCUCCUGGAAACAGUCUGGAGCAAUGGUUUGCCUUACAGUGAUUCCUGGAAACAGUCUGGAGUAGUGGAAUUCCUUACAGUAAGUUCAGAAGACAGUCUGUAGCAGUGGACGGCAUGCUUUAGCAUGUGGCAUGCUAAAAUACUGUUUCGACCAUGGAAGGUGGAGUUAUUAUUGCUGCCUGAAUACUGGAAUGUAAAAGCAGCUCAAAGGGCAAUACUUUGGCAACUCUUCAUAUAGUAAAACCAUAGUCUUGAUAAAUGGAAUCUUUUGUCGCCAUCUGAAAAGCACAGUGAUCUAUGUAGAAACAAUUCCUGCUGCAAUCCAGAACAGUUUGUUGACAAAAUAAAAAGCUCUAGGCAGAAGAUAAGCGACUGCAUCAAGGCUUUUCCAAUCAUAUGUCUGCAACUCACGUCAGUACUUCAAAAUUAAAUAAUUUUUCUCCCAAUCACUCACACAAACAGACCCUCUUCCCCAUGAUUGUCCUCGAAAGGGCCAAGAAAAAUGACGACACAGUGCUGUUUUUAUUUCACAUUUCCGCAUCCAGGGUGAAAUGAUAGUUGAACGUUCCCGUGAGCCCGUCUUUCCAGCCUGUAAAAGCCUAAAGUGCGUUCAGGCUUCUCUAGAUUCCUCGCCAAGAAAGGAAACUCGCUAUUUUGUUUCUGUGCGGUCUCUCUCGCCAUAACAACAAACCAUUUAUGCGUGAAAACGCGACCCCCACGUCCUCCACGACCUUGUACAGAGACGAGACAAAGUUUCCAUCGUGUGUAAGAAGCCUAGCGUGAAUAAAUAGAAAAUUUUAAUGACAUGGCAAAUUCAGAUACUGAUGAUUGUAUCAGCAAUCUCGUGUGAUUUGCAGGUGCCACAGACUCUUAGCAAGAGACGUGGCAAUUAAUGUUUGUGUUGUGGUGCGCGACUUGUGGGGAAACACUGGCAGUUAUAAUCUCAAAAAAGUGUCGUUUGAAAGCUUUGAGGGGAAACCCCUUUCCUUGCACACUCUUUCUCAAAGCCCUUCCAGUUACGCAUAAGAAGGGCUAAUAGAGGAAGGUUUGUGACUUCAGAGGGCCAGGGAUCAGCGCCGAAAGCUACAGAGGAAAUUUUUUUAAAUUAUUAAAAAUUGAAUUGAAUUUAUAUAUGACCAGAAAUUCUGACUGAGUGAAGUUAGUUACACGAAACUGUGUGUGUGUGUGUGUGUGUGUGUGUGUGUGUGUGUGUGUGUGUGUGUGUGUGUGUGUGUGUGUGUGUGUGUGUGUGUGUGUGUGUUUGUGUGUGUUUGUGUGUGUGUGUGU